Messenger RNA from Cornus florida, 1987 nucleotides. Its product is annotated as rust resistance kinase Lr10-like. The coding region runs from base 67 to 1866 and encodes 599 amino acids. Lineage: Eukaryota; Viridiplantae; Streptophyta; Magnoliopsida; Cornales; Cornaceae. Gene Ontology annotation, molecular function: ATP binding; protein kinase activity; polysaccharide binding. The record is from RefSeq and is a predicted model, not a curated record. Gene Ontology annotation, biological process: protein phosphorylation. The transcript is spliced from 3 exons.
AAAAUAAAAAAAGCAUAUAUCACUGGUCUAGAUCAGGAUUCAUCAUUUGCUCUCUCUCUCUCUCUCAUGUCUCCUCUUCCAAGCAUAAUUGUCUUCCUUCUCUCAGUUUAUGCAGGAACAAGAACUUUGGGUGAAAAUACAGAGGAGAGUUUCUUUAAACUAUGUCCACCAACCAGAUGUAGCAAAAGAGGUCCAACUAUCAAAUAUCCUUUCAGGCUCAAUACUCAACCAGCCUUUUGUGGCCUUGAAGGAUUCGAAUUAUCAUGCUCAGGUAACAACACACUCUUCCACCUUCCUUUCUCCGGCAACUACUACUUGAAAGAAAUCUCUUAUCUCGAUGGCAAGCUUUACCUAAUGCAAUUCCCCGAAUCAAAUUGCCCAUUACAAGAUUAUAUGUCACUUAACCGCUCCAAUUCCAUCUCAGACAACUCCGGCCUCUUAGCACGCGAAUUUUCUCUUGUGAAGUGCAACCAAAGAAUCCCUGCAAGAGCAGAAAUAAUAGGACCUAUUGAUUGUUUACGCAAUGUUGAUAAUGAUUCAGUCUAUGUAAUGGAUGCUGGUACACCCAUGAACAAGCUGCCUCUAAAUUGCGGAACUUUUAAAACUGCUGAAAUUGGAGUCGGUGGGAAUAGUGUAGAUACAGCUAUGGCAGCCAUUGAGAAGCUCUUGAGGACAGGAGAGUUCAUGGAUGGGUGGAAUUGGGAAGCUGUUGGAUGCUUCAGCUGUGUAAAAGCAGGGAAUUAUUGUGGCUUUAACAGGACAAGCAAUGAGACAAUCUGUUCUAGUCCCAGACCCCAAAGUUACAAUAUUCCAAUAGCUAUCGGAACUAGUGUGGGAGGCACCAUCUUGCUUGCCGUGGUGAUACUUUUUAUCUACAGAUAUAAGAAAUCUGACAACGAUAAAGAGACUCAGCUCAAAAUAGAGAAUUUCCUAGAGAACUACAAGACCCUCAAUCCAACCAGAUACGCGUUUAAUGAUAUCAAGAAAAUAACUGGCCGCUUCAAGCACAAACUAGGCCAAGGAGGUUUUGGAAGUGUCUACCGAGGGAAACUUGACAAUGGAGUGCCAGUUGCAGUCAAAAUGCUUGAGAACCCUAAAGGAAAUGGAGAAGACUUCAUGAAUGAAGUUGCCACUAUAAGUAGGAUACACCAUUUCAACGUGGUUCACCUUUUAGGAUUUUGCUAUGAAGGGACACAACGCGCUCUUGUUUAUGAGUUCAUGCCCAAUGGAUCUCUUGAAAAGUACAUAUUCUCAAAGAAAGAUCAAUCUUCUCAUUGUCCCUUGAAUUGGGAAAAGUUACAAGAGAUUGCGAUUGGUAUUGCUCGUGGAAUCGAGUAUUUGCACCAAGGAUGCAACCAAAGGAUCCUUCAUUUUGAUAUUAAACCUCACAACAUUUUGCUAGACCACAAUUUCCAGCCCAGGAUUUCAGAUUUUGGACUGGCCAAGCUAUGUUCAAAGGACCACAGUGCUGUAUCCAUGACAGCUGCCAGAGGAACUGCAGGCUACAUAGCACCCGAGGUCUUCUCAAGGAACUUUGGACAUGUUUCUUAUAAGGCCGAUGUUUAUAGCUACGGAAUGUUGUUGAUAGAUAUGGUUGGGUGCAGGAAUAACACUGACGUUACCACUGAAAAUGGGAGCGAAAAUUAUUUUCCAGAAUGGAUUUACGACAGAAUCAGCCAAGGUAAGGAACUUGGAUUACAAGUUGAGAUAGAAGACGAUAAAGAGAUUGCAAAGAAGCUUACUAUUGUCGCACUUUGGUGCAUUCAGUGGAAUCCGGUAGACAGACCUUCCAUGGCAGUGGUGGUUCAAAUGCUAGAAGGCGACCUGAAAAGUUUAGAUGUACCUGCAAAGCCUUUUGUUUCUUGAGAUAUUGAUCAGAUGGGAUCAACUUGAUCUAAGUGAAAUAUUUGAAGUACGUUUUUGUUACAAAAACUUGAAUGUAGUUUCAAAGCCACACGGAAUAAUAUUACAGUCUAUUUUGUUCUCA